Messenger RNA from Populus euphratica (Euphrates poplar), 1280 nucleotides. RefSeq names its product protein MIZU-KUSSEI 1-like. The transcript has a single exon. Gene Ontology annotation, biological process: hydrotropism. The record is from RefSeq and is a predicted model, not a curated record. Bases 378 to 1070 code for a protein of 230 amino acids. Lineage: Eukaryota; Viridiplantae; Streptophyta; Magnoliopsida; Malpighiales; Salicaceae.
GUCCCUUUUAUCAUCUUUCGAGUUUUUUUUCUUCCCUCCCUUUCCUCACAUUAUGUGGUCCGAAUCCUCUUAUCUUAUCGCAUUCAAUCCCCCUCUUUUUCUUCAUCGCUGAACUUGGUCACAUCAAAACAUUAGGACUCAUUUUUCCUUCUCACAACCAAUUUGGGGGGUCUCUCCUUUCCCUUUCCCACUUCAAAAGGAUUCCAAGGACUAUCCAGCCAGAGCGACCAACCACCUUCCUAACUCUUCUUUUUAAUCCCUACACCUCCCCUUAUAUGUAUCUUUGUAAUUGAUCAAUAGCUCAAAGCCUCAAACACACCAUCGCCCUUUAUUUUUCCUGAAUUUUAAAGCAUAGCACUACAGUAAUUAGCCCAACGAUGCCACCAGUACAUUCUAGCCCUUACUUCCAAAUGGACAACCAGGCCAUACUGUCUUUGCUCCGGCAUACGGCAAGCGAGAAACGAUCAAAAUCUAGUGGCGGUGGGCUUCUUAAAGUGUUCAAGCUCUUCCCCAUGCUAACAUCAGGUUGCAAGAUGGUUGCACUUUUAGGCAGACCUCGAAAACCUUUACUUAAGGACCAUGCUACAACAGGUACCAUUUUUGGUUAUCGUAAAGGCAGAGUUAGUCUAGCCAUACAAGAAGAUCCUCAUUGUGUGCCGAUGUUUGUUAUAGAGCUGCCGAUGCACUCAAGUCUAUUUCACAAAGAGAUGGCAUCGGAUAUAGUAAGGAUCGCACUUGAGAGCGAAACCAAGACUCAUAAAAAGAAACUACUGGAGGAGUUUGUUUGGGGUGUGUAUUGUAAUGGAAGAAAGGUUGGGUACUGUAUAAGGAGGAAGCAAAUGUCUGAUGAUGAGCUUCAUGUCAUGCAACUUCUGAGAGGUGUUUCAAUGGGCGCAGGUGUGCUUCCUUGCCCAAAUAGUGAGAAGGAAUCAGCUGACGGGGAAUUGACGUACAUUAGAGCCAGAUUUGAGAGAGUGGUUGGAUCCAAAGACUCUGAAGCUCUGUAUAUGAUUAAUCCUGAUGGUGCAGCAGGGCCAGAAUUGAGUAUUUUCUUUGCAAGGGCUCGCUAGGAUUUGUUUGUGUGUGACAUUCUACGUAAUGUCUGUGAACUUAAUUUUUCUAAUUAUAAGCACCACGAAAAGUAUUCUAUUGAUCUCUUUGCUUGUUCUAUGCCAAGAUCAUUGCACGAGUUGUGGUUUUGAAGCUAGUAGUCCCUUGUAAAUUCCUUAAUAGUUGCAUGUUGUUGAAAUCUAAAAGAACAUUUAUCAUUCUGCCUUGAA